Molecule: messenger RNA, 1798 nt
Organism: Puntigrus tetrazona (Sumatra barb)
Lineage: Eukaryota; Metazoa; Chordata; Actinopteri; Cypriniformes; Cyprinidae
Gene: mapre3b
Product: microtubule-associated protein, RP/EB family, member 3b
Exons: 8
Coding region: 212-1048 (278 amino acids)
Biological process (GO): protein localization to microtubule plus-end; regulation of microtubule polymerization or depolymerization; spindle assembly
Cellular component (GO): spindle midzone; microtubule plus-end; cytoplasmic microtubule
Molecular function (GO): microtubule plus-end binding
Source: RefSeq, a predicted model, not a curated record
GUGUGCGCGCACGCAGGCUUCCGGUCCAGUGUGACGCAUGCGUGCGCGUUCAGGACGGAGGCGGUGGGCGCGCGUGUCGCGCUGCGUUUCUAGAGACGCUGAUUCCAGAGAGAGCGCGCGGCGCGAGCGGCAGCGGACGGAUUCACCUCAGCCGACACCCAGAGGAGAGCUAGUGUACUACAGUGUGUACUACACCUGCUGACGCUGUGGGAUGGCGGUAAACGUUUACUCCACGUCCAUGACCAUCGAGAACCUGAGCAGACAUGACAUGCUGGCCUGGGUCAACGACUCUCUGCAGCUCGCCUUCACCAAGAUAGAGCAGCUGUGCUCAGGUGCGGCGUACUGUCAGUUCAUGGACAUGCUGUUCCCCGGCUGUAUCCUGCUGAAGAGAGUCAAGUUCCAGGCCAAGCUGGAGCACGAGUACAUCCACAACUUCAAAGUGCUGCAGACCGCCUUCAAACGCAUGAAUGUGGACAAGAUCAUUCCCGUGGAGAAGCUCGUCAAGGGCAAGUUUCAGGACAACUUCGAGUUCCUUCAGUGGUUUAAGAAGUUCUUCGACGCCAACUACGACGGGAAAGAGUACGACCCGCAGUUAGCAAGACAGGGACACGACGUCACACCACCAUCUAACCCAGGUGAAGUCACUUCCCACAGAACCAAGAGCCCUCAGAGAGCAGCAGGGCCCCAGCGGACGUCACCGACCACGCCCAAAACGAUGCCCACCCCCCAGCGCCCCCUAAGCACCGCCCCCUCCGCCGGAACGCGGCGGAACACGCCCCUUUCCCGGAACGGAGGCGGAGACGCUGAGAUCAUGGAGCUCAACCAGCAGCUGAUGGACCUGAAGCUGACCGUCGACGGUCUGGAGAAAGAGAGAGACUUUUACUUCGGUAAACUGCGUGACAUUGAGCUGAUCUGUCAGGAGAACGAGAGCGACACGAACCCUGUCCUCGGGAAGAUCAUGGAGGUCCUGUACGCCACAGAGGAUGGUUUCGCUCCUCCGGAGGACGACGAGAUCGAAGAGCAGCCACAGGACCAGGACGAAUACUGAUCCUCCUCAUCCUCACGCUCUCUUCAUCUCAUCUUUCUUUCUUUCUCUCCCUCUCUUUCACUCCAUCCCCCCACCAGCAGUCACUAGGGGCGUGGUCUAAUAGGCUAAUAGAGUGAGUAGGGGUGUGUCUAUGCUAAUGAGGUCUGGGUUGAUGCAGUGAAGCUGUGGGUUUAAUGAGGAGUCCAGACGACUCCAUGAUGAUGAUGAUGGUGAUGGAGUGACACUCUCUCACACACACACUGAUGUAGUGACACACACAGCCAAGGUGAACAUAUUUCUUUGAUUUGCAUCAUCUUUAGACUUCAGAGCGGACACAGGACAGUAAAGAAAGCCUUCGUGUGUGUGUAAGACAUAGUGCAGACGUGAGAGUUUUAUUUAUUUAUGAAGGAAACUGUCAAAAGGCAUAAAUACAAACUUAUAAAUUCUUAUGAAAAAGAACAGGCUUGGCCGUUACUAACAGUUAACCGACUGAUGACACAAAAACAGUUUUCUAGCUGCUAUAUUUUAAUUUAACAUUUCAUUCUCAGUCUUUUUUAUUUAAUUGACGGGUCGGUUUUGAUUGGCGGGCCUGUGUCAUUAACCCUUUCCCCUCUCAUCUGCUGUCACGGCAACCGUUUGCAAACAUGCAUCCAUUUGGAGUUUUACUAUGUAAAAUAAAAAUGUGUGCGGGGAAUGAAGCACAUGUGUUUGCUGCUUUAUUCACAUUAUGAAGACAUCAGACACUAAUAAACAAUAUAAUAUAUAAUCAUA